Molecule: messenger RNA, 464 nt
Organism: Acaulospora morrowiae
Lineage: Eukaryota; Fungi; Glomeromycota; Glomeromycetes; Diversisporales; Acaulosporaceae
Source: the annotation of a GenBank genome assembly
GUUUCGAAUAUAAGGCUGGGCGCAGCAUCGACCUUUGGAUGGAUAAACACCCUCCGGACGACACCGUAACACGAGGUUACUACCACGCCGCCGGAACGCCGCCAUAUGCUCCGGAUACUUUUGGAACGAGAGGUUGCCGCAGUACUGCCGGAAGGACGACACUAGCUCGGGACAUCACUGGAAUUAGCCGAUGCCGACGUAACACGAGGAUUGCCGCCGCACUGCCGGAAUGCCGCAGUAUAGCAGCGUACAGGACGCUACAACACGAUACCACAGCAAAGGAUGACGCCUAUACGACGCCGCAGUUGAUGAUACACGAAACGCCGCAGAAAUCGAUGCCGCCACCAACUACAGUGUGCCGCACUAUUCCCGCCACAGGAAGUACUAUCACAACCGCCGCCGCAACAAGCCACACGGAUGCGCCACAGUAUAGGUUACGCCGCAAUGUAACACGAAGCGCGAAA